This is a messenger RNA of Gadus morhua (Atlantic cod), 818 nucleotides long. Its product is annotated as isotocin-neurophysin IT 1. Bases 153 to 623 code for a protein of 156 amino acids. Gene Ontology annotation, cellular component: extracellular region; secretory granule. The record is from RefSeq and is a predicted model, not a curated record. The transcript is spliced from 4 exons. Gene Ontology annotation, molecular function: neurohypophyseal hormone activity. Lineage: Eukaryota; Metazoa; Chordata; Actinopteri; Gadiformes; Gadidae.
UUGAGGUUCUGGCAUCACUCGCCGACGUAGACCUGCAACGGUAUAUAAAGGGAUGGCAGCCACCAGAACAGGACAAGCAUCUUCACCAAGAGGAACUUCACCCAAGUAACAUUUCUAAAUAUCGACUGUGCGACCUUAGUCCGUUAAGAAAGAUGACCGGAGCAGCUGUUUCAGUGUCCCUGCUUUUCCUGCUGUCGGCGUGCUCUGCAUGCUACAUCUCCAACUGCCCCAUCGGAGGGAAGAGAUCCCUGAUGGACGCCCCGCAACGCAAGUGCAUGCCCUGUGGCCCCGGGGACAGGGGCCGCUGCUUCGGCCCCAGCAUCUGUUGCGGUGAGGGCCUGGGCUGCCUCCUGGGCUCCCCGGAGACGCUCCACUGUGCGGAGGAGAACUACCUGCUGACCCCCUGCCAGGCGGGAGGGAAACCCUGCGGCUCCGAGGGCGGACACUGCGCCGCCUCUGGCCUCUGCUGCGAUGCAGAGAGCUGCACAACUGACCAAUCCUGUGUCACCGAAGAGGAUGGCUACGAUCCAACCGGACUAUUGGAGAGCAGCGACUCCAAUCAAAUCUUCCUCAGGCUCAUGCAUUUGGCCGGCCACGCCCUACCCCAUCGAAUCCACCAAUGAGCUCCCUCUGACGCUGCAUGGUAUCAGGGCCCUGUUACCUGGCUAUGUCACUGAGUGGAAACCUGUGUAUGUAUGUCCAGAGUGCAUUUGUUUAUAUAUUUCUAUGUAUAGAAGUAGUGAUUAAAGAAAUUACUGAAAAUUACCUGCAUUGUCCUGGUAAUAUGUCUGGUCGAAUAAACUAAGAGAGAGUAUGAA